UGCUGACAGGCUCAUGGACGAGGAGUUUGAGAAGGGCUCGGGGCCCAAGAGGUUCGAGUACGGCCAACUUUCUGUCGCGACCAAGGGCUUCUCGGAGGAGGAGAAGCUCGGGGAAGGCGGUUUCGGCGCAGUUUACAGAGGGUUUCUGAAAGAGCUGGACCUCCACGUCGCCAUCAAGAGAGUCUCGAGGGGUUCAGAGCAAGGGAGGAAAGAAUACAGCUCCGAGGUGAGGAUCAUAAGCCGGCUCAGGCAUCGGAACCUUGUGCAGCUCAUUGGAUGGUGCCAUCAGGGCAAGGAGCUGCUGCUGGUGUAUGAACUGAUGCCCAACGGCAGCCUCGACACCCAUCUCUACAACCCGACUGUUCUCCUAACAUGGCCAGUCAGGUUCAAGAUCGUGCUCGGCUUGGGAUCUGCGCUCCUCUACCUUCACCAGGAGUGGGAGCAGUGCGUGGUGCACAGGGACGUGAAGCCGAGCAACAUCAUGCUCGACGCGUCCUUCGCCGCAAAGCUAGGCGACUUCGGCCUCGCCAGGCUUGUCGACCACGGCCGUGGAUCGCACACGACAAACCUCGCGGGCACCAUGGGUUACAUGGACCCGGAGUGCCUCGUCGCCGGCCGCGCGGGCCCGGAGUCGGACGUGUACAGCUUCGGCGUCGUGCUCCUCGAGAUCGCCUGCGGCCGGCCGCCCGUGGUGCCCGAGCAGGAAGACCAGGGCAGGACGCGCCUGGUGGAGUGGGUCUGGGGCUUGUACGGACGAAGAGCCGUUCUUGAAGCGGCGGACGAGCGGAUGGGCGGCGACUUCGACCGCGGAGAGAUGGAGCGGGUGAUGGUUGUCGGGCUGGCGUGCGCUCAUCCGGACUGUAGUCUGAGGCCUUCCAUCAGGCAGGCUGUGAGCAUGCUGCAGUGUGAGGUGACGCUGCCAACGCUGCCUGCCAAGAUGCCUACUCCAAAGUACUCGUGACUCGCUCGCUGCCUGCUACCCCGAGGUAUAGUACUGGACUAGGGUUUAUACAUGGCGUACGUAUUCAUAGCUAAUUUUUUAUGGGGGAUUAAAUCCUGUAUUCUGAAAUGGAGGGUUGAUUCGAAUUUGCCCUACCGAGAGGCUAAAUUUCUGUAGAACUCCAAUUGAACUAGCAAGCUAUAAAUUUCUUUAGAUUUCCAAUUGAACUAGCAAGGGCCCUGCACUUCAUGCACAAUUGUGCUGCUAGAUUCAAGGAUGACCUGAUCUCAGUAUGCAAUGGUAUUGUUAACAUUAAAACAACUGAGACCUUCGAUCUAUGUAUAUUUAUAGAUCUUACUAUUGGUUACUGUUGCUAGUUGGAGACUCCAAACGGAGGCUCCACGUUAAUCUUCACGAGACAUACUAGGAAAAAUAAACUACUCUAUAUGUUGCAUCUAAUGAACGAGGAUUCCAAACAGCUCU
Messenger RNA from Zea mays, 1423 nucleotides. RefSeq lists its product as uncharacterized. The coding region runs from base 14 to 961 and encodes 315 amino acids. The record is from RefSeq and is a predicted model, not a curated record. Gene Ontology annotation, biological process: protein phosphorylation. NCBI's taxonomy places the organism in Eukaryota, Viridiplantae, Streptophyta, Magnoliopsida, Poales, Poaceae. The transcript is spliced from 2 exons. Gene Ontology annotation, molecular function: ATP binding; protein kinase activity.